CUCUGUUCUAUAUCACCCCCUUCCAUCGCCUUCCAUUUUUGUUUCCACUUUCAAGAAUCAAGGUCCAAUAAUCCUUCUCUUCUCUUCUCUUCUGCUUUCGGUUUUCGCCGCUGAAGAUCCACUUUAUCGGCCGUCGGAAGGGAUUUCCUUCACCGUUCCAUAAGUCGGCCAUUUUUUGCAUCAUUUCAAGUUCUCUAUCAUGAAUCAUGAGUAUGAUUACUUGUUCAAGCUUUUGCUGAUUGGGGACUCAGGAGUUGGCAAAUCAUGUCUCCUGCUUAGAUUUGCUGAUGACUCAUAUCUUGAUAGCUACAUCAGCACAAUUGGUGUGGAUUUCAAAAUUCGCACUGUGGAGCAGGAUGGGAAGACCAUUAAGCUUCAAAUUUGGGACACUGCUGGACAAGAAAGGUUCAGGACAAUUACCAGUAGCUACUACCGUGGAGCACAUGGCAUUAUAAUAGUUUAUGAUGUCACUGAUCUGGAAAGUUUCAACAAUGUUAAGCAAUGGUUGAGUGAAAUUGAUCGCUAUGCAAGUGAAAAUGUGAAUAAACUUCUUGUUGGAAACAAAUGUGAUCUUGCAGAAAGCAGAGCUGUGUCGUAUGACACUGCUAAGGAAUUUGCCGAUGAAAUUGGCAUUCCGUUUAUGGAAACUAGUGCCAAAGAUGCUACCAAUGUUGAGCAAGCUUUCAUGGCUAUGUCUGCGGAUAUCAAAAAUAGGAUGGCAAGUCAGCCAGGAGCGAACAGCAUGAGGCCACCUUCUGUGCAGCUUAAAGGGCAACCCGUUGGCCAGAAGGGUGGUUGCUGCUCAGCCUAGCUUACGCUUGGCUACGUUAGAAUACUGUUAUUGCCUUUGAAGUUUCUUGCUCUUUGCUUUUCAUAUCAUUGGUCUGUAAGCUAUCAUAGUUGUGGUUCUUUCAAGUGUCUGAUUGUGUACAAAUUGCAAGAGUUUACUGCUAGUAUCGUUUUACCAUUCUUUACUUUGGCUGCAGUUAUAAGCCAAUAUUCAUUUCGGUUUAAAUGUUUAGCAUUUAGACAUAACUAUUGUAUUGUUUGAACAGUCCUUCAAAAUAAUAUACCAAUUGGGUAGUGUUCUUUUUUUCA
Messenger RNA from Cynara cardunculus var. scolymus (artichoke), 1098 nucleotides. Its product is annotated as ras-related protein RABD2a-like. The record is from RefSeq and is a predicted model, not a curated record. Lineage: Eukaryota; Viridiplantae; Streptophyta; Magnoliopsida; Asterales; Asteraceae. The coding region runs from base 200 to 811 and encodes 203 amino acids. The transcript is spliced from 8 exons. Gene Ontology annotation, molecular function: GTP binding; GTPase activity.